UCAAAGUCUCUUCCGGGUGUUUUCCCUCAGCUGGACGGUGUCUGUCAGCGAAGCAACCUCGGUUUCUUGUUCCUUUUAAGCCUUAAUUUUGCCAGAAUGAACCGUAUAUUUGGCAGAGGAAAACCCAAAGGUCCACCACCGAACCUUACAGACUGCAUAGGAUCCGUUGACUCUCGGACAGAGUCCAUCGAUAAGAAAAUUGCCAGACUAGAUGCUGAACUUGUAAAAUACAAGGAUCAAAUGAAGAAGAUGAGAGAUGGGCCUUCAAAGAACAUGGUUAAACAAAAAGCCUUGAGAGUUCUGAAACAGAAGAGAAUGUAUGAGGGCCAAAGAGAUAACUUGAUGCAGCAGUCCUUUAACAUGGAACAAGCGAACUACACAAUCCAAACACUUAAAGACACUAAAACCACAGUUGAUGCCAUGAAAACUGGCCUUAAAGAGAUGAAGAAAGCUUACAAGAAUGUGAAAAUCGAUAAGAUUGAGGAUCUUCAAGAUCAGCUGGAGGACAUGAUGGAGGACGCUAAUGAAAUCCAAGAGGUGAUGGGCAGAAGCUAUGGCACACCUGAUAUUGAUGAGGAUGACUUGGAAGCAGAGCUGGAUGCAUUGGGCGAUGAGUUUCUGAUGGAUGACGACAGCUCGUACCUGGAUGAGGCUUCAUCAGCUCCGUCCAUCCCAGAGGGUCUGCCAGGCGCCACGUCGACCAACAAGGAUGGCGUGCUGGUGGAUGAGUUUGGCCUUCCUCAGAUUCCUGCCUCAUAAAGCAGCCAUCAGAACACUGCUGGUUUUACAUGUACCAUAGCCUUAUUUGUAUGUAUCCAACUGACACUCCAGCUUUAGAUGGCAGCAAUGAAAACCAAAGCAUCUAUCAAAUAGUGGAGAGUGAAAAUAAUGCAGGUUUCUUAAUUAAAAGUUGUGACAACUCGGUGAGCUUCAUGUGUGUCCGAGGUGAUUGUUGGAAUUUUGAAUAUCUUACAUUUGUACAGUUUCUGCAGCUCCUUCUUUCCAAGAACGAAAUAAAUUAUAUUUUUCAAACAGUAAUUUGACUUUAAAUGUACAAAACAUUUUUAUUCACAAUGUACAAGUAACUUUGCUGUCAACUCAACUGUGUGGAAGAUCUUAAAUAAAUACACUGAUUUGGCAAUGAC
This is a messenger RNA of Betta splendens (Siamese fighting fish), 1145 nucleotides long. It is a transcript of the gene chmp5b, whose product is annotated as charged multivesicular body protein 5b. Gene Ontology annotation, cellular component: multivesicular body. The transcript is spliced from 8 exons. Lineage: Eukaryota; Metazoa; Chordata; Actinopteri; Anabantiformes; Osphronemidae. Bases 97 to 759 code for a protein of 220 amino acids. The record is from RefSeq and is a predicted model, not a curated record. Gene Ontology annotation, biological process: late endosome to vacuole transport via multivesicular body sorting pathway; vesicle budding from membrane.